AGUCAGAGACACUCACACAAACGCGCACACACAUGUACACUUACACACAUACCAGGCUGGAAAUUACUGGAGCGAGAGAGAGAGCGAGAGAGAGAGAGGCAGAGAGAGCAGUUGAUUGGGAGAGAAAGGGAGGCAGGGAUAGUGAGAGAUCGAAACAGACGCACGGUGGAUUAUUUGGGCUGUAGCCACGGUGGAUGUUUUGCAGGCAGAGGGAGGACAGAGCAAGCUUGGAGCUGCCACACUGAGAGCUUUAUUUCAUUUUCUUUGUUUCCAGCGACGGUUCCUUGCAGGAUAUUGAUAUGGUUAUAAAGGCUUGUUUCUAUCAUCCUGUUGUUCAGUGAGGCUCUGAGCUCACGGUGAAUGCAGCAUGCAUGUGUCGACCUAUCCCACGAUGCUCCCUGUCAGUCCAGGCCUGUUUCUCCUCAGCUUCCUCUUCCUCGCUGAUGCUGACUCUCCACCUAGAUUCACAAGAACUCCAGAGCACCAAACUGGAGUGCAGGGGGGAGUGGCUUCCUUCGUAUGCCAGGCAGCAGGAGAUCCACAGCCCAAGAUUGUUUGGAAUAAGAAAGGCAAAAAAGUCAGCAACCAGAGAUUUGAGGUGAUAGAGUUUGACGAUGGGUCGGGUUCUGUCCUGAGGAUCCAGCCACUGAGGACCCCCAGAGAUGAGGCGAUUUAUGAAUGUCAUGCCUCCAACUCAGCAGGAGAGCUUACUGCUACCACUCGACUCAGUGUCUUAAGAGAGGACCAACUGCCCCCAGGGUUUCCCACCAUUGAUAUGGGACCCCAGCUAAAAGUGGUGGAGCGUUCACGGACUGCCACCAUGCUCUGUGCAGCAAGCGGCAACCCUGACCCAGAAAUUACCUGGUUCAAGGAUUUCCUUCCGGUCAACACGUCCAAUAAUAACGGUCGAAUAAAGCAGCUCCGCUCAGAGUCCUUUGGUGGCACGCCCAUACGAGGUGCCCUACAGAUAGAGAUGAGUGAGGAAGGGGACCAGGGGAAGUAUGAGUGUGUUGCCACCAACAGUGAUGGGACACGCUAUUCCACCCCUGCUAACCUGUAUGUCAGAGAGCUGCGAGAAGUGCGUCGCGUCCCCCCUCGCUUCUCUAUUCCCCCGGCUGACAGUGAAAUCAUGCCAGGGGGGAACGUCAACAUCACCUGCGUGGCAGUUGGCUCUCCCAUGCCCUACGUGAAGUGGAUGCUUGGAGCAGAAGACCUGACGCCCGAGGACGACAUGCCCAUUGGUCGCAACGUCCUGGAGCUCACUGAUGUACGCCAGUCCAACAACUACACCUGUGUGGCCAUGUCCACGCUUGGGGUGAUCGAGGCUAUGGCACAAAUUAUUGUAAAAGCCCUGCCGAAGGCUCCUGGUGUCCCUGUGGUGACAGAGAGAACUGCAACGAGCAUUACUCUCACCUGGGAUUCGGGAAACCCAGAACCAGUCUCAUACUAUGUCAUACAGCAUCGCGCCAAAGGUUCAGAAGAUCCUUACAAAGAGAUAGAUGGCAUUGCCACAACACGCUACAGUGUUGGAGGCCUCAGUCCAUACUCCCACUACGACUUCCGGGUGGCAGCUGUCAACACCAUCGGCCAGGGCCCGUCCAGUGAGGCAGUGGAGGCUCGCACAGCGGAGCAGGCCCCCUCAUCGCCUCCUCGACAGGUCAUAGGUCGGAUGCUGAGCGCUACAACAGCAAUGAUUCAUUGGGACGAGCCAGAGGAACCAAACGGUCAAGUGGUUGGUUACAGGGUUUACUACACCUCAGAUAACACGCUGCCAGUCAACCAGUGGGAGAAGCAGAUGGUCCGAGGCACCAAUUUCAUCACCAUCCAGGAUCUGACUCCCAACAAGACUUAUUACAUCCGGGUGCUGGCUUUUACCUCUGUGGGAGACGGACCUUUGUCCCAGGAUCUGCAGAUUAUAGCCAAGACUGGAGUUCCAUCCCAGCCAUUAGAUUUCAAGGGAGAGGCCAAGUCUGAGACCAGUAUCCUGUUGUCCUGGGUGGCCCCCUCAACCCAGGGUGGCCCAGACAGCCAAAUCACAGGAUACGAACUGGUCUAUCGAAGGGCCGACGACACAGAGGAGAGGAAAGUGAGCUUUGAACCAUCCACCUCCUACCUGCUGAAGAACCUCAAACCCUUCUCCACCUACACCUUCCAGCUGGCCGCUAAGAGCAAAAAUGGGAUCGGAGCGUACACCAAUGAAGUGUCCAUUGACACUCCACAGACACUUCCCUCAGCACCUCCCCAGGACAUCACGUGCACCAGUCCCAGUUCUACCAGCAUUCUGGUAAGUUGGGCUCCACCACCCCUGGAGUUUCAGAACGGCAUCAUAACCGGAUACUCCAUCCAGUACUCUACGAUGGAGGGCAACAAAACAUCCCAAAGAGUUGAUGGGAUUCCUCCGGGAAGUUCACCGUAUCUCCUGGAAAACCUUGACAAAUGGACUGAGUAUGGCAUAACCGUUCGGGCUCUCACGGAGGUUGGGGAAGGACCAGAAAGUUUACAGCUGCUUAUCCGCACCGAGGAGGAUGUUCCAAGUGGUCCUCCACAAGAGGUUGAAGCAGAGACAGUGAAUGCCUCGGCCAUUAGGGUGAAAUGGCGAGCUCCAGCGUCAGAACUUCAGCACGGACAGAUCCGUGGCUACCAAGUCCACUAUGUUCACACAAACUAUGGCGAACCACAAGGUCAACCCCUCAUCAAAGACAUCCUCAUCGAUGACUCACAGUGGGAAUAUGGCAAAUCAGGGGAAUAUGAGAUCGUGCUUGGAGACCUAAAAGCAGACACAGCCUACUCUGUGUCAGUGGGAGCUUACACUGCAAAGGGUGACGGUGCUCGUAGCAAAGCUGUUACUGCCUGCACCGCACUGCCUUUUCCUGAGAAACCGAAACUGCUGGUCAGUGCAACUGAAUUAGGUACUGCUCUUCUGCAGUGGUACCCCCCUCCGAACCCACCAACCCCUUUGCUAGGGUACCGACUCACCUUUGGCCGGGUCGACAUCCUUCCCUUUACUGUGGUGGAGUUUCCCACGACAGAAACACGUUACACUGCUCUGGAUAUUCAUAAAGGAGCUAACUAUGUUUUCAGACUCUCUGCCAGAAACAAAAUGGGCUAUGGAGAGGAGACCAUGAAGGAGGUGACCACUCCAGAAGAUACCCCAACUGGAUACCCAGAAAAUAUCAUUCUAGAGGAGGCUUCUGCCACCUCUCUCAUGCUAACAUGGAAAUCAGUCCCACUAAUAGAGCAAAACGGAAAAAUUACCAAGUACUCGGUGCUGUACAAGGACAUAAACAGUCGGGGGAACGCUACGGAGGUGGUGGUGCCCGCUCCAGGGUCAAGUGUUUUACUGGAGGGUCUGAGUGCCGAUACCGUGUAUGAUGUCAGGGUGGGUGCAUUCACAGCUGUCGGUCCUGGGCCGUACUGCCCCAGUGUCCAGUUCAGGACGCAGCGGCUUGACCAAGUUUUUGCCACCAACUUCAGAGUAAAAGCAGCCAUGAAGAACUCUGUUCUGCUCUCUUGGGAGAUCCGGGACAAGAACCCUUCCUUGCCAUUUACUAUCCUGUAUGGAAAAGGCCGCUCUGUGGAAGUAGAUGGCAGACAGACUCAGAAGCUUAUAACUGGCUUGGAUCCGGACACCCAGUACUCUUUUCUGCUGACGAACCGGGCCAACAGUGCUGGUGGCCUGCAGCACCACGUCACUGCCACAACUGCACCAGACAUCUUGAAAAGCAAACCCCUUAUUGUGGGAAAGACCAAUGCAGAUGGAAUGGUGACCGUGCAGCUGCCAACUGUGCAGACGACAGCAAAAGUCAGGGGUUACUAUGUGGUGGUGGUGCCGUUGAAGAAACAGAGAGGAGGAAAGUUUCUAAAUCCCUGGGAAGAUCCUGAUCAGAUGAAUCUGGAUGAGCUCCUCAGAGAGAUCAACAGGACCAGUGUCAGCCGUUCCCUUCGAAUCCGCAGACAGGCCAGCCAAUCAGAGCCGAGGGCGUAUAUAACAGCUCACUUUAAGACCCUCCCCUUAGAGUUCACUUUAGGUGACAGUCGAACCUACGGCGACUUCCGCAACCGUCCUCUGAAGGGUGGACAGGAGUAUGUCUUCUUUGUCCUUUCCCUCCUAGACCUCUCAGAAAAUACGAUGUUCUCAACCAGUCCCUAUUCUGAUCCGGUGACGGCAUCGGACGUGGAUCCCCAGCCGAUGGUUGACGAGGAGGAGGGUCUGCUGUGGGUUGUAGGCCCCGUCCUUGCUGUCAUCUUUAUUGUCUGCAUUGUCAUCGCCAUUCUUCUGUUUAAAAGCAAACCUGACAGGAAAAGAGCCGAGGCUGAAGGAAGGAAGGGCAGUUUUCCCUGCAGCAAAGCCAUGUCCUCCCACCAUCCCACAGAUCCUGUUGAGCUGCGGAGGAUCAACUUCCAGACUCCAGCUUACCGUGUAUCGGUGUACCGCGGUUAUCGCCGCUUGUCAAGCAUGGCAAGUCACCCGCCUGUCCCCAUCUCUGAGCUGGCAGAUCACAUCGAGCGCCUCAAGGCAAAUGACAAUCUCAAGUUCUCUCAAGAGUAUGAGUCCGUAGACCCAGCUCAGCAAUUCACAUGGGAAAACUCCAACUUGGAGGUCAACAAACCAAAGAACCGCUAUGCUAAUGUCAUUGCAUACGAUCACUCCAGGGUCAUACUCUCCAGCAUUGAUGGUGUCCCUGGCAGUGACUAUAUGAAUGCCAACUACAUUGAUGGCUACCGUCGUCAGAAUGCCUACAUAGCCACGCAAGGCCCUCUUCCGGAGACCUUUGGGGAUUUCUGGAGGAUGGUCUGGGAGCAGCACACAGCCAACAUUGUCAUGAUGACCAAGCUGGAGGAGAAGUCAAGGGUGAAAUGCGAUCAGUACUGGCCAACACGUGGCACAGAGACCUAUGGCCUCAUACAGGUCACUCUGCUGGACACGGUGGAGCUGGCCACCUACUCUAUGAGGACCUUCGCUCUUUACAAGAGCGGCUCUAAUGAGAAGCGUGAAGUUCGUCACUUCCAGUUUACAGCCUGGCCUGACCACGGUGUCCCUGAACAUCCCACCCCGUUCCUGGCCUUUCUCCGGCGGGUUAAGGCCUGCAACCCUCCAGAUGCUGGACCAAUGAUUGUGCACUGCAGCGCUGGUGUGGGUCGAACCGGCUGCUUCAUCGUCAUCGACGGCAUGACGGAGCGCAUCAAGCACGAGAAAACCAUCGACAUUUACGGCCACGUCACGCUGAUGCGCUCCCAGAGGAACUACAUGGUCCAGACAGAAGAUCAGUACAUCUUCAUCCACGAUGCUCUGCUGGAGGCGGUAACGUGCGGGAACACUGAGGUCCCUGCCAGGAACCUGUACUCCUACAUCCAGAGGCUGACCCAGAUUGAGCCUGGGGAGAACGUCACCGGCAUGGAGGUGGAGUUCAAGCGCUUGGCCAGUGCCAAGGCCCACACAUCCCGGUUCGUAAGUGCCAAUCUGCCGUGCAACAAGUUCAAGAACCGACUGGUGAAUAUCAUGCCCUAUGAGACGACGCGCGUGUGUCUGCAGCCAAUCAGAGGGGUGGAAGGGUCCGACUACAUCAACGCCAGCUUCAUCGACGGCUACAGGCAACAGCGGGCCUAUAUAGCAACCCAGGGCCCGCUGGCAGAGACCACAGAGGACUACUGGAGAAUGCUGUGGGAACACAACUCUACCAUUGUUGUUAUGCUGACAAAGCUGAGAGAAAUGGGACGGGAGAAAUGUCAUCAGUACUGGCCAGCAGAGCGAUCAGCCAGGUACCAGUACUUCGUGGUUGAUCCAAUGGCUGAAUAUAACAUGCCUCAGUACAUCCUCCGAGAGUUUAAAGUGACCGACGCCAGAGAUGGUCAAUCAAGGACAGUUCGUCAGUUCCAAUUCACAGAUUGGCCAGAGCAAGGAGUGCCAAAAUCGGGUGAAGGAUUCAUCGAUUUUAUUGGUCAGGUGCACAAAACUAAAGAACAGUUUGGUCAAGAUGGUCCAAUUACAGUGCACUGCAGUGCUGGAGUGGGAAGAACCGGUGUGUUCAUCACCCUUAGCAUCGUCCUUGAGCGGAUGAGGUACGAAGGGGUGGUGGACAUCUUCCAGACGGUCAAGAUGCUGCGCACUCAGAGACCUGCCACCGUUCAGACAGAGGACCAGUACCAGUUCUGCUACCGAGCCAGUCUGGAGUACCUGGGAAGCUUUGAUCACUAUGCAACAUAAACCCAGUUGCUGUCUUGUCGCACCCCGUUCAGCCGACUGCUCCCUUUUUUGUAGUAUCACACACAACCUGAAUACGUGCACUUGGCUGGAACGUGUGCGUGAAGAUUUUGCCACCACCUACAGAUUAUAAAUGGGGAGGGGGGGGACAGAACAUCGGCUUAUCCCCGUACCCAGAAACAGCACUUCUUACUGAGCCAUAGCGAUCCUGCUCGACCCCCAGGGGGAGGAGGGCGGAUGACUCGUUUCGCCUCCCCCUACCUCCCCCACCCAGCCCCGACACAAACACCCCUGUGGGUCAGUCUGAAGAAGCAGCUUCAACCACUUCUCCAAAAAAAAAAUACUUGAUCAAAUAUAGAUUUUUUUAUUAUUAUUAUAAUCAGUAUUUGGGCGGUUUCAGUGCUUCUGUGAGCACCCGGGUUGCUUUGUGUUGUUUUUUUGGUGUGGAACUCUCACCUCGUCCAUCACCAGUUGUAGCAUCACCAAACAGGACCAAGCUGCGGGAAAGAGUUGGACUUAUACUUACUCCCAGGUGAAGCGGCACGUCAAAGUCUACGCGACUAUCCGCCGGAGGAGGCGUAGGCCCUUUAGGUACGGACAGAAAGAACUGAAAACGCAGAGCACAGUAUUAGAAAGACAAAGAACACUUAACUUUAAAAAGGAGCACCAAGGAGAGUUUUUUGUUUUGUUUUUUUUUGGUCUCUCUUUGUUUCGGUUCCGAAUUCGCUUGGAAACGGACUUUUGUUUCCUGUGAACGAAAAGAGGACAUUUCUACAGUAAUAAGCACCACCAGUUCAACCUUAUUACGCUUCACCAUUUCAAAUAAGGGAAGAGAGGUUUAAACUGCAAAGCAAAACAUUAAUUUAGUUUUUUAGAAAGAUAUAUGACUAUUUAGUUUUUUUAAAAAAGCAAAAUGUCACAUUCUGUUAUUGUUUUUUUUUUUUUGUUUUUUUACUUUUAUCAGUUUUGUCCCCACUGACUACAGAAAAAAAAGCAAGGUUUGUAAGCCGUAGCCAUGUUUCUGUUUCCUUUCUUUAAGCGUACAAUCAAAUCUAAUGCGGAGGAUGUUCACCGCUUGACGACAAACGCCACCGUCACAUACCCUCCACCUCCUACCUUCUAUGAAAACACUCACGCGUGUGGUGGCUUGAUAUCUCAGCACGUGACUAUCUCGCCCCACAGAGCAAAGGGGGGACACGAGGGGCGGAGAAAGCCCCAACAAGUUGUGCAUUUGCUCAUCUAAACCCACAUAAAACACAAAACGUACAGGACGUGUGUACAGAGGGAAAGAUAUGAUGGAAAGAGAUGAACUAUUUAUGAAUUCAAAUAAGCUUUCACAGAGAUUUGGGGCAGCAGGAAAGGGAUGCAGAGGGUGGGGGUUUGGGGAAGGGGACAACUUUCUCACUGGAAUGCUCACAUUAGACUUUUCUCUCUUGUCUGAUUCAGUGUGCAAUAAGUAGAUGUAUUAUAUAUUUUUGUGUCAAGUCACUUAACUGCAGUUAUAUGCCAUGAUGAAGGUCUGAGGUUUACUCCAGACGCAGGAAAGUGUUUUACACUCGAUUCAGUCCAGUGUGUCCAGGCAGAGCGCCACAAUCCAGAGGUCACAGCAGAACAAAGGAUCACAGUCACAUUUCAGCAUCUAUUCAGUACUUUGAUUUUAGAUUUCUAGUGCCUUAUAUUACACGCCUAUUUUGAUAAAGUUACUUUAAAUGAUUUCUUUUGUGUAUGAGUGUGUGUGUAUAUUUUCUGUAUGCUGGGGUGUGUGUGUGAUCUGAGUGUAAGUGUUCAUGGUUUUUCUUAGGUUCCUGUAUAUAAAAGUGUUUCUUCUUUUUGUACAUUCUGUUUUUUGAUUUUUUUUGUUGUUGUUGUUGUUUUUUUGGGCUGUGAAAUGUCAAACCGAAGGUUCCAUGUGGGUUGGAUGGUUUAAAUCCAGCAGCUGUUUCAGCAUUAGUUUUUUUUUUUCUUUUUAGGUGGUAUUUCACUUAGGACUCAGUUACAGAUGAUUUUUUUAUCUGGAUGAAGAUGAAGUCUUUUGUUUUGUUUUUUUGUACAGCUCUUUGCAAAAGUAUUCUCCCCAUAUUGGUUUUUGAAAUGUCAUCCUCGAUUCUUGAUGAACUUCAGAGGGCUUUUGUUGUAGAAGACCCACAACCUAAUGAACAAUCUUUAAGUUUAAAAAAAAUAUAUGACUUUAAAAGUGAUUUUUUGGGGGGGGGGAAUCUGAAAAGCAUGCUGUGCAUCGGCUUUCCGCUUCUCUAUCUCAUUUUUUUCUUUAAAGUUUUGUCUGCUACUCUGCAAAGUAACAUCCAGUGUAGAGGAAUUAUUAGCUCCUGCUUUAAGACAUGCAGGCAUUUCCAUUUGGAUUUAGGUGUAGAUUGUGAUUGGGUUAUUCCAACACAUGAAUAUACUUCAGUUUAACUCUAUUGUAGCUCUGGUUGUUUGUUGAAAGUCUCUGUCCUGGUUUAAUAUAAUUUUUUUUUUUGCCCAGUCAUGUUUUCCAGAUCUCUACCGUGUUUUUCACUAUUGAAUAUUUUUAACCUGUUUCCCGUCUCUACUGAAGAAAAGGAUUCCCCCAGCAUGAUGCUACCACCACCAUGCACUGCAGUACGGAUGUCGUUUUUAGAAUGGUGUUUAGUGUCAGUAAUCUGCAUUAUUUAGUGUUUUCAAGAAGUUUCCAAUGUUCAUGCUGGUUCCCUUUGGGCCUCCUUUGAGCUAAAGCCUUUGUCUCACCACUCUCCUAUAAAGGCCACAUUCCUGGACAAUUAAUUGUUUUUCCAUCUAUAGAUUCUCCCUCCUGUGUUAUUGAUCUCUGCAGAGCAACUGGGCCGCUUCUCUGUUUAACCCUUGCCUUGCCUCUUUGUUUGUUCAGUGAUGGAAUCAACUGAUUAGUAUAAAGCGGGCACUUUGUUUUAUAACCUCUCAACCUGACCUGUCUGCUAUGUUCCUUGGUUCCCAUGAUGCUCUGUUCUCACUAAUGUUCGCCAACUAACCUCUGAGGCCUUCACAGAAUGGCUGGAUGUACACUGAGAUUAAAUGACACCCAGACGGCCUUUAUUUACUAGCUGAGUUACUUCUGAUGGUAAUUAGUAGCAAUGCAAUGAGUUUAGGAGCAUCAGAGUAAUGGGGGCUGAAAAUGGAUGCUCUAUGCCUGCACUUUUCAGAUCUCUCAAAAAAAGAAUUUAAAUAUGUAUAAUUUCCCUUCCACUUCACACUUAUAUGCUAUUUUGUCUCAGAUGUCACAGAUUAAAGUUUAUGCUUCUCGUAUACACUGACAAAAUGUAAAAAUCUUUAACCCUGUAAAGGCUAAAUUAUGAACUAGUUGUUUUUAAACUAGUUUUCAUUAAAAAUUCUAACAAAUCAUUUGAAUAAUUUGAAUUAGAUGAGCUAUUUGUAUCAUUUGUGAUACAUAUUUCCGUCCAUUUAAUUAUUACAUGUGUUUGAUAGCAUAAGUUUUUCAAGAGCAAAUAUAUCGCUGAUGAUGUAGAGGUCUUCAAAAACUCAUGUAUCAGAUAUGAUACACUCGGUAUUAAAGGGUUAAGGGAUAUGAAUACUUUUGCAAGGUGCUUGGUACAACUCUUCACACGGAAGGCAAGUCAGACUUGCCCAGCUAUGCAGUUAUUUACAAGAAGCUGAACGACAGCGGAAAUCUUGGUCAGUUUUAAGGUCAUUUGGAUGCCAUCCCAGUCCACCCAUGUAACCCACAUGAAAAGAUUCCCCUGAAGCCGGUCAGUAUCCUCAUCUGUACCCUUUGGUCCAUGUCAGUGUCUCCAUUUGUGUCUCUUUAUCUAAUAAUGACAAAGGCAAUGAGAAGUUCAGGUGCUACCAACUCAGAACAGAUGUAGUCAUGUUUUUUUAUAUCGACGCUCGACCACACGAGAGACGGUCGACAGUUUUACGUUGUCCAGCAGUGACCCUGUCGCCCAGUUAUUAUUAUUUCAUAUGCAUGGUACCCCCUGUUGGUCACGCAGCUUAUGGAAAGACUAGCACUUUCUCUCUUUGUACUAUGCACUACUAGUAGGAUCUCUAAUGCCCCUCCCUCCCACCCACCUCACAAAAAAAAAGGGGGCGGGACUUACUUGAACUCUUUCGGGUGGAUUGUGUAACGCUCACAUGGUUGUGUAUAUGUAAAUAACACAAAACACAGAGAGUAACUGAAAUGCAUAGAUAAACAGAGAAAUAGAUUAAAGAUAAGGAGAGAAAUUUAUGAGAAUACAGAGUGAUAUCAAAGUUGCACCUGAAAUCACACUUUUACGGCACAGCUGUAUUGUGCAAUACGCCACUUUGUGGAUUUUAUUGUCCCACAAACAAGAAGUUUCACAAAAAAAUAUAAAAAUAUGCUCUAAAUACCCCUUCCUCCCUCUUUCCUUCAAAUGUGUAAUGUAGAUGGAUAAAACUGGAGUUUAUAAACUGUAUAAAAAUGAAAGUACGAUGUGUUUGCUUGGGUCAGUUGCCACCAAUUGGUCUGUACAUGUCAAACAUUCUUCAUUUUGUUUCGAGCUCUGAGUCAACAAGUGCUUUUUUUUAUUUUCCUAUGUUGGGAUCUCGGAGCGUGUGGAAAACACAAAAACCCGGUCUGUAUGGAUUUCUGUUCAAUAUCGACACAGGUUUCAUUUGUUACAAAUAAACUCAAGUGAAAUAAUU
Cyprinodon variegatus (sheepshead minnow) is the source of this 10840-nucleotide messenger RNA. Its product is annotated as receptor-type tyrosine-protein phosphatase delta-like. The record is from RefSeq and is a predicted model, not a curated record. Gene Ontology annotation, molecular function: protein tyrosine phosphatase activity; protein binding. The transcript is spliced from 41 exons. Lineage: Eukaryota; Metazoa; Chordata; Actinopteri; Cyprinodontiformes; Cyprinodontidae. Gene Ontology annotation, biological process: peptidyl-tyrosine dephosphorylation; synaptic membrane adhesion. Bases 368 to 6205 code for a protein of 1945 amino acids.